CUCGCGGGCCACGCCCUCCGGCCCCUCUGGGGGCUCACGCGCAACGGAGGGGUGGAGUCUCCCUCCUGACCUUUCACCCCAGCAUGGCUGCGCCCUUGGGACCGGUGAAGUUCUGGCGACCCGGUACAGAGGGACCAGGUGUCAGCAUCUCUGAAGAGAGACAGAGUCUGGCUGAAGACUCUGCACCACCUGUUGUCUACAAUCCCUACGCCACCCUUUCUAUAGAGCAACAGAGGCAGAAGCUGCCGGUGUUCAAGCUUAGGAAUCAUAUAUUAUACUUGGUAGAAAACUAUCAGACAGUGGUGAUUGUUGGAGAGACGGGAUGUGGGAAAAGCACGCAGAUCCCACAAUACCUUGCAGAAGCGGGCUGGACUGCCGAAGGAAGAGUGGUGGGAGUGACCCAGCCUCGAAGAGUGGCUGCUGUUACAGUUGCAGGGAGAGUAGCCGAGGAAAGGGGUGCAGUGCUGGGCCACGAGGUGGGCUACUGCAUCCGCUUUGACGACUGCACCGACCCACUGGCCACGAGAAUCAAGUUCCUGACUGAUGGAAUGUUGGUCAGGGAAAUGAUGGUUGAUCCAUUGUUAACAAAAUAUAGUGCCAUCAUGCUGGAUGAAGCCCACGAGAGGACCUUGUACACAGACAUUGCCAUUGGCUUGCUGAAAAAGAUUCAGAGAAAGCGAGGGGAUCUUCGAUUGAUUGUAGCUUCAGCUACUCUGGAUGCAGAGAAAUUUCGGGAUUUCUUUAAUCAGAAUGAAACCAAUGACCCAACGAGGGAUACUUGUGUGAUCCUUACAGUAGAAGGGCGAACAUUUCCAGUGGAUAUCUUUUAUCUACAAAGUCCUGUUCCAGAUUAUAUCAAAUCAACUGUAGAAACUGUGAUGAAAAUUCACCAGACAGAGGGAGAUGGAGACAUACUAGCAUUUCUGACUGGACAGGAAGAGGUGGAGACUGUCGUGUCAAUGCUGAUUGAGCAGGCUCGGGCGCUGGGUCGAACUGGGAUGAAGAGACACCUCCGGGUUCUCCCCAUGUACGCAGGACUACCUUCCUUUGAGCAAAUGAAAGUGUUUGAAAGGGUGUCCCGCAGUGUCAGAAAGGUGAUAGUGGCCACCAAUGUGGCCGAAACCUCCAUUACAAUCAGCGGGAUUGUGUAUGUGAUUGACUGUGGCUUCGUGAAACUCCGAGCCUACAAUCCCAGGACGGCCAUUGAGUGCUUGGUGGUGGUCCCGGUGUCCCAGGCAUCAGCCAACCAGCGUGCAGGACGUGGUGGCCGCAGCCGCUCGGGAAAAUGUUACCGCCUUUAUACAGAGGAAGCCUUUGACAAGCUGCCUCAAUGCACCGUCCCUGAGAUGCAGCGUAGCAAUCUGGCGCCUGUCAUCCUACAGCUGAAAGCGCUAGGGAUCAACAACGUCCUCAGGUUCCACUUCAUGUCGCCCCCCCCAGCCCAGUCGAUGGUUCAAGCGUUGGAGUUACUCUAUGCCCUGGGAGGUCUGGACAAAGACUGUCGCCUAACUGAACCGCUUGGCAUGAGAAUCGCAGAGUUUCCUUUGAAUCCCAUGUUUGCAAAAAUGCUGCUUGAAUCAGGAAAUUUUGGCUGUUCUCAGGAAAUUCUAAGCAUUGCAGCUAUGAUGCAAAUCCAGAAUAUCUUUGUGGUCCCCUCAAACCAGAAGUCUCAGGCAAUUCGAGUGCACCGAAAAUUUGCUGUGGAGGAGGGUGAUCAUCUCACUAUGCUCAACGUGUAUGAAGCGUUUAUCAAACACAAUAAAAACUCUCAGUGGUGUCAGGAACAUUUCCUGAAUUACAAGGGUCUUGUCAGAGCGGCGACAGUGCGAGAGCAGUUGAAGAAGCUUCUUGUCAAGUUUCAAGUGCCCAAGAAAUCUAGUGAAGGUGAUCCGGAUCCAGUCCUGAGGUGCAUUGUUUCGGGAUUCUUUGCAAAUGCAGCAAGGCUUCAUUCUACUGGAGCUUAUAGGGUUAUCUACAAUGAAGUUAUACAGACCUCCAAGUAUUACAUGAGAGAUGUGACGGCUAUCGAAUCCGCGUGGCUGUUGGAGCUGGCUCCACACUUCUAUCAACAAGGAACGCACCUGUCCCUCAAAGCCAAAAGGGCCAAGGUCCAGGACCAGUGAGCGGAGCUCGGCUGCUCCCGCAGGGGGCUUAGCGCCCUCUCCUCUACACUGUGGUCCCCUGGCCCUGGGCGGCGAGCUGGCCUCAGCUCACGUGGAGUCUUCUGCUGCUCUGAAGUGGGCUGCAGCCUGUUCGUUAGCCCCUUCCUUCCCGCUCCCCUCGGCAUCUGCGUUCCUUGCUGGGAUCCCGGGGGCAUUCAUGCAUGGGCGGGCACCCCUCUGCGCUGCACCCAGGCAGAGCGGGAGUGGGCAGGGCCGUGCACUCUGCUCACGCAGCGCCCCCGCUGACCCAGCAUGCCACUUCUGACUGGCUCCCGGUUCUGGCCCAGCUUCUUCGUGGGGCACGGGGAGGAAAGCUGGCCACGGCUGGAGCGCUGGGCAGGGUGCACGGGGAGGUGUGUGGGGCUGCCUUGGCUUUCCCUGGCGGGGCCCCGGCAGUGCUGCCGGGUGUGAUCGAGCGUGUGUCUGCGGACGAAUGAGACGGCCCUGCGGUGUCCGCCAGCAUCACUGAGGGGCGUGGCUGGCCGACGCAGGGGCUCCCAGACCGAGCAGCUUCUGUUUUCCCUCUGCGCCAUGACCCUGCCUGUCUGCGGCAGGAGACUCUCAAGGGUUGGUGAUCGACAGACACUGUUCUUUGUUAGCUCUCACAAGUGGGCUUAGCUUUCUCUGCGCGUAUGACACCACGGCCCGCCGCCGCUAGCUGAGCACUAGUGAGCUCGUGCGCUCACACCCUGGCGGGAACCCUCUGGCGCAGGAAUUCACAACAGUUUAGAGGCGCUAAGCUUCUGUAGCUCAGGAACAUAACUUGUAUAUUUUUUUUAUAUUUUUUUUUUUGUUUCUUUGCUUGGGUUCGGCAAGAACCCGGGGCGGCCCUCCCAGCAGGCCCUGGUUCUUUCGUCGCCCCAGGGCUUCUUCGUCGGGAUGGCGAUUGUGUUUCAACACGUGACCGAUGCAGGUUUCUCCCCUUACUGUUUCAGUGACCUUUAUUUAAAAAACACGUGGCUUGAAACUUUAUUUUUGUACUGGUUUUAGUUUGGAUGUGCCACUUUUGGCACCAAACAUGUAUGUCAUUUUUAUUUCCAUUUUGUAAACCUGUAAAUAAUAGUGGUAACUUGUUAAUAGUCGUAAACCUUUGUACCUCAAGUAAAUGUGUUCCCUCCUGCCCGUG
This is a messenger RNA of Callorhinus ursinus (northern fur seal), 3288 nucleotides long. The record is from RefSeq and is a predicted model, not a curated record. NCBI's taxonomy places the organism in Eukaryota, Metazoa, Chordata, Mammalia, Carnivora, Otariidae.